Messenger RNA from Diaporthe citri, 1374 nucleotides. RefSeq lists its product as uncharacterized. The record is from RefSeq and is a predicted model, not a curated record. Bases 1 to 1374 code for a protein of 457 amino acids. Gene Ontology annotation, cellular component: mitochondrion. The transcript has a single exon. NCBI's taxonomy places the organism in Eukaryota, Fungi, Ascomycota, Sordariomycetes, Diaporthales, Diaporthaceae.
AUGUCGGCGACACUGACACCCUUCCUGUUCCAGACACGGACGCUGGCCCGGUUCGCAAGAGCCGGGCCUGUAGCGCCAAGUCGUCUUGCGCGAUCACUGCACAUCACACCGAGUUGUCGACGGAAAGGCGAACGCGACCCAAUCCCCUUCGAACUACCACCCGAGCUCGAGAACCCAGACACAGCCGGAAGCGCAGGGCCCCUGGACACAGGCACCAUUACGCCCGUCGAGCGUCAAGCCUUCGACAAGAUCUUUCAGGAGAUCAGCGAGAAGGGGAAGAGCUUGCCCACCGUUACUCCAAAGCGGGAAAACACGCCGGACCUUACGCAGACAAAACCGAAAUUUUUGAAGGGUCUCUACAAUGGCGGGCCGUUUAAGCUCAGCGCGAUCAUACAGGAUGCCGCCGAAAGGCACUCAGAGACCAAUCCAGGUGUCAACGGGCUGGACCCCUUGUCGCCGCUCGAGUCAACAUACUCGGCCGCCGACCGGGAGCAGGCACUUCUGCAGUUCCCUCCCAGCCUAAGGCGGGCGGCGAGGACAGCCUACGGAAUGAUGGAAUCUGCGAGAGACACCCCCGUCGCCACGGAAGGCGGCGGCCAGGAAGACCUGGGGUUCCAAAGGGACGCGGUAGAGGUUGUUGCAUCGUCCGACAGCCUGGCGAAGAAGGUGGAGGUGGAGGCAUCGCGCCGAGAGGCAAGGCUCACGAUCAAGGCCAUGAUGGAAAAGGCCGAGAACGACUUUGCGCUCUGGGACGUCGUUGAGAAGGAGGUCUUCACUCUGGUCGAGAAGCUUGGGCUAGCCGCAACGGAGCCUGAACCAAAGACACAGAAAACGAAGCGGAGAAAGAAGAAGAAGGCGUCUGCAGAAGAAGACGAAGGUGCCGAUGCUGUUGCUGCGGCGGCGGCUUCCAAGCCUCGUCUGAAUAUGGAUACGUACGGGCCAAUCUACCCCAUGCUCCUCCUCGACGCCCUGCUCCUGUUCGAAAAGAAGUUCUCCCGGCCGUCGCCCCUGGCCUUCAACCUCCUGCCGCGCAUCAAGCAGCUUGGCCUUCCCUCAUAUGUGCUCGGCGUCAGCACAUCAUUCUACAACAAGUUAUUGAGCGUCAUGUGGCAGCAUUUCGGCGACGCCAUCGGCGUGAUGGCGCUUCUCGAGGAGAUGCGACACGCGGGCCUGCACUUUGAUGAGGAAACCAAGUCGGUUCUGCAUCAAAUGGAACGUGUCCUCCGCUCUGCGGACCGAGGGGAGAACGGGUACUUCCUCAAGAAAAUGAUGCGCAUGCCCGAGUACGAGCCCCUGCUGAAAACGAGGCUGUCAAAUUGGAACGGACGUAUUGAUUAUAAUAUCAACCAACGGGCGGGCGGUUUAAGAAAUUAG